Microstroma glucosiphilum is the source of this 3016-nucleotide messenger RNA. Its product is annotated as DUF803-domain-containing protein. NCBI's taxonomy places the organism in Eukaryota, Fungi, Basidiomycota, Exobasidiomycetes, Microstromatales, Microstromataceae. Gene Ontology annotation, cellular component: membrane. Bases 456 to 2738 code for a protein of 760 amino acids. The transcript has 4 exons. Gene Ontology annotation, molecular function: magnesium ion transmembrane transporter activity. The record is from RefSeq and is a predicted model, not a curated record. Gene Ontology annotation, biological process: magnesium ion transport.
AAGCGGUGCGGAGCGGGUGCGAGGCGGAGUUUAGUCUAGGCGCCCAAGAAGCCGAAGGCAAUGGCAGAGGCAGAGUGAGUGGACUGUGCGGGGAAAGGGGAACAGGCAAUGGGAAUGGGAAUGAUCGCUUGAGCAAAGCAGGGGCGGGGGGCGAGCAGACAGACCCCCUACUAGACCUUUCGAUCUUUCAUUGGUGUCAUAGUGGUCAGCAUCAUCUCCUGGCGUCGGCGACAUCUUCGCCUCUUGCUUCGUCUACGUCAAGAGAAGGAUCGCGCGGGGUAGUACUGCAAGACGAGACGAGGAGUCUCCCUGCUACCCUGUGGAGGUGCAACACUUUCCGCCUUGCGCCCUUCUCCUGCCCCUCCUCCUGCUCCUGCUUCCUUCUGGCCAUUACUCUCCCUUCUUCUUGUUACGAACCUCAAGAUCGAUCCCCGCUCUCGCCCCGCUCGCUCGGUAUGCCCCUCUCACAGGGGCAGGGCGCCCUACUAGGUGCAUGCAUCUGUAUUGUGGCCAAUACCCUCAUCUCUUUGGCCUUGAAUGUGCAGAAGCUGGCUCAUGUAAGGAUGCAGGGGAAACUGCUGAGGGAGGGGGAGGCCGGAGGAGGUGGAGGGGAGGAAGAGCAAGGCGCUGAUGGUGAUGGUGAUGAAUCUACACGGGAGACACCGGAGCAACGGCAUGAUGAGGAGUCUGGAGGACAAGAAGAAGAAGAAGAAGAAGGGGGAGCACAGCCCAAUACCCGAUUCCUCAAGAGCAAGCUUUGGUGGUCUGGAAUCGGCCUCAUGUUGCUAGGUGAAAUGGGCAACUUCAUUUCAUACGGCUUCGCCCCAGCCUCCCUCGUCGCCCCCCUCGGAUCCGUCGCCCUCCUCGCAAACGUCUUCCUCGCCCCUCUCAUCCUAAAGGAACGCUUCGCCAGCUCCGACCUCUUCGGUGUAUUCCUCGCAACAGUAGGAGCAGCUGGCGUGGUAGCUGCUUCCUCUACUGGAGGUGGAGAAGGAGGACCAGGGGGGCCUGGAGUGCUUUGGGAGGCGAUUAAAGAGAGGGACUUUUUGCUUUUUACUGGAGUGAUGAUUGGAUUGGGAAUGGUGCUUGUGGGACUGAGUACGACUAGGUGGGGAGAGAGGUAUGUGCUUGUGGAUGUCGGGGCUUGUGCCGUCUUUGGUGGCUUCACCGUCCUGUCCACCAAGGGCAUAUCGUCCAUACUGUCCUAUGGCGCUUCUAAGGGUGACAUUCUUUCUGCUCUGAAGUCACCCGUCUCCUACGGCUGUGUGGUGGUCCUGGUCGCUACGGCUCUGGUGCAGAUCACGUUUCUGAAUAGGGCUCUGCAGCGCUUCGAUGCUCGUAAAGUCAUCCCAUCGCAGUUCGUACUCUUCACCAUCUCGUCCAUCUCUGGGUCUGCCGUGCUCUUCCGAGACUUUGAGCGAGCAGACGCGACGCACCUGAUUGGAUUCUUCGCCGCCUGUGCCACGACGUUUGCCGGCGUCUUUGUCCUCACAAGGCACAAGGGGGAGCAAGGAGGCCACGGCAAGGAAGGAGGCGAUGGUGAAGAGCAUGAAGAAGAUGUCCAGGAUGGGCAAGCUGUCGAAUCCAGGCAGAAGACUGGAUGGAGUGGAAGAGGUCGACAAAGCGGCACAGACGAAGAGCGCCAGUCACUGCUGGAUCCUUCCACCCCCGUACGGGCAUUCAGUCGCAGCGAGGCCAACAAGCGCGGUCUCACACCUCGCCGACCAGGAGCUCCACCAUCAGCAGUCUCGACGGGCUCGAUGCCAACCUACGCAUCGAUGCUCACUCCUCCCCCUCGAGAUGCCCUCUCCCCUGCAUCAGCCGCCGGACUCCCCAUUCGCCAUAUGAGCAAACAUCGCCACGCCUCAUCCUCAUCUUCUUCUUCCGUUGCUUCUUCAGUAGCGGGCAACACACCCAGGAAUCCAAAUGUUUCCCCUCUAUCAACGAGAUCAGGCGGAGGGGGAUUUCUCAGAACGCCCCGGCUGUCGCUAGCGAGGGGCUCCUCGGCCACCGGCGCAGGCGGGUACCUCCUGCUCCUCUCUGGUUCUAGCUCGGGAGCAGGUGCAGGUGCAGGUGUAGGAACAGGUGCACAUCCUGCAGCUUCCCCCUCUGCAAUACCCCACGCAGCAGCAUCCAACGCAACCGACGGCUCUGGCCCCUCCCUCUCCCCGCGCCCAGCAGCAGCCACCGCCGUCAGCCCCAUCCAUCGCAGCACAGUCGGGCUGUCCGUUUCCCCCGGUCGAGCUCUUCUGCACACGGGGGGUAGCCCCGGAGGGUUAGGCUGGGGUGGGCGUGGGCAGACGCAGACGCAGACGCAGAUUCCAGGAGGUGGAGGCGCUGCGACCCCUACGAGGAGCGUUACGCCCAGCAGGGGAGGUACUGGUGGAGGGACGGCAGGACUGAAGCACAAGGGCAGCAGGGGUAGCUUGCUAGCUCCCUCUGAGCGCGAGCGCGAGCGGGAGACUAGAAGUCCUUCCAAUCCCAGUGCUAGUGCUAGUGCCAGUGCUAGUGCCAGUGCCAUGGUCGCAGAGUCUGCAAUAGAAGAAGGCGGCGGGGAGGAGGAGCAGCAGCAGCGAGAGCGGCAGGAGGAGCGGCAGGAGGCAGGAAGUGCCAAGCCGGCGCUGAGUACACGGCGCACUGUCGAGGUAAUUCCUCAAGUGGGGUCGAGUACAGGUGGAGAUGAACAUCGGGAGGGUGGACAAGCGGAUGAGGCCGGCGGAUCUGCGACUAAGGGGUGACGCUGAGCGUUGGGCUUACUAGUAGGUUUGGUCCCUCAUGCGGAGGUGGUACUCGUUGAGGUCGACGUCUGUCCGUCUGUCCGUGCGUCCGUCCGUCUCCCGCUUCUUCUCCCUCUCAUGCCCGUAUAUAUGCCUCUGCCUUUGCUUCCAUCCACUCACGACAAUGUAUGCUACACAUCUGAAAUGAGGGCUGAGUUCGAGCACCUGCACCUGCACCGUCAUUCCUGCAUCCUGCAUCUGCUCAGUCAAGUCAAAUUCGGUUCGAGCAUGGAAGCUUC